CAAAAACGCUGUCAAGCAGCAGCACACGAGCUUUUGAGACACAACCCAGUAUCUUUCCCUCUCCCGCGCCUCUGGCCCUCGUUAAACGCUGAAAUGUUUGGAUAUGCUCGUCAUAUCCGUCAUAUGCUCCUUCAGGAAGUUAACAAUUGAACACAUUACACACAUACUUUAUAUCCCUGCGGCAUCUGUCUGGUUCACAUACUCUCUGCCGAAGAUUAUUCCCAUAACUAAUAAUGAGAAUGGAACUAUCAGUGAUAGAGUUCGGCACUUUGAAGCGAAGCUGAGUGUUGUCUGUCUGGUCAACGUCAAGUUUGGCGAGAUGCUGCUCUACGGGCUUCUGCUACUUUCUCUUUCCUUUUGGACGUCUCAUUCAGUGUUUAAAAUACCUUUAAAAAUGUUUGCGGGGAAAUUCAACGCGUCUGUGCAGCUGGACCUCAGGCCUUUGAGAAAGAAUCAAAGCGCAGUGGAGAGUGGACUUUCCCUGGCAUCGGAUCCAGCUGGGAUUGUCGACUUUCUGGACAUGAUCAAUAAUUUAAAAGGAGACUCUGGUAGGGGAUAUUACAUGCAGCUGGUCAUUGGGACUCCGGGACAAACGUUGAACAUCCUGGUUGAUACUGGAAGCAGCAACUUUGCUGUAGCUGCAGCAGCACAUCCCUACAUCACACACUACUAUAACAGAGCACUUUCCAGUACAUAUCAGAGCUCCAGCAGGGGAGUUGCAGUAAAAUACACACAGGGAGAAUGGGAGGGGGAACUGGGAACUGACCGCAUCACCAUUCCUCAAGGGCCCAGUGGUACAAUAACUAUCAACAUAGCCGCAAUCCUCACCUCAGAAGGCUUCUUUCUGCCUGGAAUCAACUGGCAGGGAAUUCUUGGAUUUGCAUAUCCUCUACUAGCUCGGCCUGACCCAUCAGUGGAGCCCUUUUUCAACUCUGUUGUGAGACAGACCGGCAUUCCAGAUGUGUUUUCUCUCCAGAUGUGUGGAGCAGGAGUCUCUGCCAGCACUACAGCUGACCCGGCAGGCGGCAGCCUGAUCAUGGGAGGAGUUGAGCCCACCUUAUAUCAGGGUUCAGUUUGGUACACACCAGUCCUGGAAGAAUGGUACUAUCAAGUGGAAGUCUUGAAGCUUGAAGUUGGAACCCAAAAUUUAAACCUAGACUGCAAAGAGUACAACUCCGAUAAAGCCAUUGUGGAUAGUGGGACGACUUUACUGCGACUUCCUGGAAAUGUGUUUAGUGCUGUGGUGGAGGCCAUUAUGCAGACAUCCCUGAUUGAGGAUUUCUCGGCGGGAUUUUUUGAUGGCACCAAGCUUGCAUGUUGGAUGAGAGGCGAAUCACCAUGGAGGCUUUUUCCGAAAAUCUCAAUCUACCUCAGAGCAACGAACACCAGCCAGUCCUUUCGCAUCACCAUUCUUCCACAGCUGUACGUCCAGCCAGUCACCGAUAUUGACGGCACAUUGGACUGUUUCCGUUUCGGAAUCUCCCCUUCAGCAAACGGCCUGGUCAUUGGAGCCACUGUGAUGGAGGGCUUCUACGUCAUCUUUGACCGUGCACAAAAGAGGGUGGGCUUUGCCGUUAGCACUUGUGCAGAAAACGGUGGUGUGCCAUUUGCAGAGAUCGCCGGGCCGUUCCUAGCUGAAGGAGUAGCGUCAGACUGCACGAGUGGCGUGCCUCUCAGGGAACCGGUGAUGUGGGUGAUCGCGUACGCUCUGAUGGGCAUAUGUGCCUUGGUUUUGAUCGUACUCCUCAUCUUGCUCAUACUGCCUUGCCGACGGCACAGAGACGGCGAGAUUACAGACGAAUCCUCGCUGGUGCGGCAUCGCAUCAAGUGACGUCAGGCGUCAACUGAAGACGAGGAGGCACCAACUCAGCAAAACAGGGCUGAAGGAAAUCAGAGCAGGUAACGCACGGAGCUCCGGGUGAGAUUACAUACAUUCCUGUUUGUCUGGGUGGAAGAUGCUGGGAUUUGGGACGCUUGCGGACUUUUACAGUUGACUGAACUUUUCAAGGAAGAGGAUAAAACUACUGAAGGAUGAAGGAAUCAUGAUUAUACAUGUGAUUCUUAUUUAAAAAAAGAAAAGAAAUCAUAAAUAAAAGUGCCAUAAUAUGAGUAUCAAGAUGGCAUUGGAGUAAAUGGUGAUGUAGAUGCUCCAGUGUUUCUCCAAAGUAUGCUGCUCUUUUUAUUCUUAGUCUUCAAUAUAAUUGAGUUAAUAAAACUACUGGAAAUCAGCAAUGGUCUCUCAGGGGCCUAAAUGAGGUUCAUGGUUCAAUGAAGUAAGUUUAUUUACUGUUAUUAUCUAGAGGUUGAGGUUUCCUUUUAGAUGUCCCUUUCAGCAGUGCAUUGAAAGGAAUAAUUCAACCAAAAAAAUGAAAUUUGUCAUAAAAUUGUUGUUCCAAACCUGUAAAUUGAACAUGUCUGACAGAGCGUGAUGCUGCUCUUGCUUAUAGAGUACAAUGAAAGCAAUGGGAAGGGAUGCUGUUGAGCUCAAAUAUGCUAUUGUAUGGCUUCAGAAAACUUGUAAUAUAGCACAGACGCUGUAUGGACUACGUUUAUGAUCUUCUUCAUAAAGCAGUUUUCUGCUGUGACCUGUAUUUAGGAACUUUCGCCAAAAAUCAACAACGCACAAUAAAAUAAUAAACCUAGUUUCACAUUUCACUGGGCAAAGACGGCUGGAGAGUUCCUUGUUCCUUUCAUUUAAAGUUCACUCCCAGUGUCUGUAUGCCGCACUUGAGUGAAUUCAUUGGGUUUUAUUCACUAUGCAUGCGUACGAGCAAAUCUGUGCAUGAAAUCCGCAUACAAACAAAUCAUGAUUCACCAAAAAAUGUGAGGUUUCUCUGAAAAGCAAUGCAGGCAUAUACAGUAUGUACAGUUGGCUAAUGAGAGGUUAGUUUGUUUUUUAAUUGUGUUAACUGGUUUUGAGGACUGCGCACUUGACAUUGCUUAAGGAUCUGCGAGAGUGUGUCUGUAAAGAGAGGCAUAUGUUUCAUGAAAAGGAAAGGCCCUUAUAUAGAGAUGGUUUGGGCGUGGUUUAUGCAAAUGACUAACUGUAUGCAUGCGCAGCCGCUCAUCUUGAAUACUCCAAAUCCACUAACAUUAGAAAAAAGAUGGUAAGAACAAAUUUGUGUGCAUAUGCAUGUGUUGUGAAUUAAGUGGAAAGUUUUCGUGAGAAGUUCAAAUGUGCAUAUAAAUACGCAGUUAUUAGUGAAUGGGACCCAUUGUUUUUCUCCAUGUUUGGUAGCCUUUUAAAUGUGCUUGUGUGAUUGGUACAAUGUCAUUCUUAUAACAUCAGAUCAGAUCAUAAUCAUGAAGAUUUAAGGAAACUCUUCUCUGUUUUUAAGGGUGUGCCUUCUUGUGUAAAUUACAUUUAGCCCUAGAUAAGAUUUGACCCCUGAGAUCAGACUGAAGAUUUUUCUGUUGGUUUUUAAAGAAGACUGGAAAAAGAGUGAGGAGAGAAUCUUUAGCCAAAACUCCUGCACAUUUGCAGUUUGCUUUUGAAUUCCCAGGUAUGCAUCUUUGACCUGACUUUAUGCUUUUAUGUUUUAUUUGUGUGAUUGAUUUUGGAUUGAUUUUUUAUUUCUUAAUGCUUUAAUUUACAUGUGUAGCCCUACCUGGUGAAUAAACUG
Sinocyclocheilus rhinocerous is the source of this 3623-nucleotide messenger RNA. RefSeq names its product beta-secretase 2 (gene bace2). Gene Ontology annotation, cellular component: endosome; trans-Golgi network; plasma membrane. Lineage: Eukaryota; Metazoa; Chordata; Actinopteri; Cypriniformes; Cyprinidae. Gene Ontology annotation, biological process: amyloid-beta metabolic process; membrane protein ectodomain proteolysis. Gene Ontology annotation, molecular function: aspartic-type endopeptidase activity. The transcript has 9 exons. Bases 104 to 1831 code for a protein of 575 amino acids. The record is from RefSeq and is a predicted model, not a curated record.